Molecule: messenger RNA, 980 nt
Organism: Lycium ferocissimum
Lineage: Eukaryota; Viridiplantae; Streptophyta; Magnoliopsida; Solanales; Solanaceae
Product: NDR1/HIN1-like protein 26
Exons: 2
Coding region: 55-699 (214 amino acids)
Biological process (GO): defense response to other organism
Source: RefSeq, a predicted model, not a curated record
UGUAAACGUACCCCUUCCUUCCACUGGUCCUCUUCUUAAAUUCUUUCUCAGCAAAUGUCUCCAAUUGAUGUAAAAACUACUCCAAAACAUUGUGACGAAAAAGGGUUCACCGUAGAAAAACUAUUCCCAAAAAGGAAGUUAUUUUUUAGCUUCACAACAAUUUCCCUCUCUAUUCUAUCAUUUAUCUUUCUUCUAUAUCUCACUCUCCAUCCUACAAAACCAAACUUCACACUUAGAGAAGCUGAUAUUUAUCAACUCAGCCUCUCAGGUCCGCGCCAACUACUUAACUCCUCCAUUCAACUCACCCUCGUAUCCAAGAAUCCAAACAAGAAAGUUGGAAUUUACUACGAUGAGUUGCAAGUGUAUGCUUCUUACAAGGGCCAACAAAUUACUCUUUAUACUUCUCUUCCUCCAUUUUAUCAAGGCCAUGAAGAUAGCAACUUCUUGUCUGCCUCUUUGAUUGGGAAUGGAAUGCCGGUGGAUCCUUAUUUUGGUUAUGAAGUGCAACGUGACCAACGUGCUGGAAUAUUGAUGAUGAAUUUGAAAGCAAGCGGUAGGCUAAGAUGGAAAGUUGGAACAUGGGUUUCUGGAAAGUAUAGGUUCAAUGUAGAUUGUGUUGCUAUUAUGCCUUUUGGACCUUCGUUGCCAUCUGGACCCCUCAGUUUUAGACAAGGAGCUCAAUGUUCUACUACACUUUGAAGUUUGAUUAAAUAUUAAGUAAUACUCAAUUAGCGAGCAAAGUCCUACCUCAAGGGCAGAUUCGCUUGUCGAUGGAAAAGAAGAUGAAAUUUGUAGUGACAAAAGCAAGUGGAUGACCUACAAUAUAUUGAUUGAUUGUCCCCUAUUUGGCACUUCAAUAAUAUUUACAGCAGAAAGCUAUGACACGAAAUGAUGUGCUGAUUGUGUUUUGGUGAUAAGAAACCUGAGAGGUGGAAAGUGGAGAAUGAGCCGGCGGGAAAUUUAUCACUUUCUUUGCUCUC